AAAGAUUUAAAGAAACCUUGCAAUAUUUUGUUUGAAUUUCGACUUUUAUUUUCUGUAUUUAAAUAAAAAGAGUAAUGCGAGAAAAAUUAGCUGUGAAAAAAAUAGCUGUGAUUAAUGGUGCGAUAAAGAAAUAAAACAUUAUGUCAAGUAGUGUGUGUGUUUGCAUUGCAAUAAGUUACAAUUACCGAAUGAAUUGCAUACAUUAAUUGACAAAAUAUCUAAUCAAUUUUUACUUUGCUGCUAGCAUUAAAUCCGUUAUCGAAUUUAUAUUUGAAAGAAAAUAUAUGAUCAUCUUAUUUUUUUCUGGAUCUGUGGUAAAUCUGUCAUAGCUUUGACAUGAACAAUUUUUACUCAACUAUGUAUGUACAUAAAAAUCGAUCGUAUUGCAGUUCUGUACCUUCUGCUUGAACAUGUAAUGCGCCAUGAAUGUAGCCGGAAAUGUCGGAAGUGUCGAAACUAUAAACUUAGUGUUACUUUAUAUAAAAUUAUUACAACGAUUUAUUUCUAAUCAUAUAUUAAAUCAACAGUGUUUAAACUUAUAACCUAGCAGUGAAAUCUAUAUAUUAAUUAUAUUUUUAUUCACAAUGUAAUAUCGUCUGUUACAAAACCAUUUAAAUAUUGUAAAAACACUUGAGUGUCGAUGUAACUAAACAAUAAAGUAUUCAUGACUUCAGCAGAACAUUUUAUCAGUUUAAUUACAGUAGCAAGUGCUAAGAAAUUAGCUACUGCGCUUGUAUUAUGCUUUAUAUUGUACCAUGGAUUAAUGCACCUUAUUUAUGGUAGUGAUUCGUGUAAGUGGUUAUUAACUGAAGGAAGAUAUAAAGGUGAUAAAGAAUGGCAGCCUUAUGGUUGUAUGAUGCAUUAUUAUACGCAAACGGACAGUCGAAGGUGUAUGAGAUAUCUAGCUUUCAUGGGCCACCAUAAUCAUUUUGUAUUCACCGGAGACGCUAGAAUCAGACAGUUGUAUAAAUCUUUUAUAUCACAAUUUAUAGUAGAUGGAAAAGCAUCUGACUUAACAGAUUUGCCACCAAAUUCUGAUCUAAAUUUCAAUGAUGCCCAGCUUAGGCUAAAUGUACAAUUCUUGUGGAGACCCCGAUUAGAUAAUUCCAUGAUAGAGGAUCUCAGAGGCUGGGUGAAAACUGAUGCACCUAGUCUAAUUAUUGCAGGCAACGCAGCAAUGACAAUUCUUGCAAACAAUAAUAGUGACACUCAAUUAAAUUCUGAAUAUAGCAUGGGAUUAGUCAGACUUGUGCAACCAGUAGAUUUUAUGGCUAAAAAAAACACACGAUUUUUAUGGGUAUUACAAGAUCCUGUAUUAAAAGAAAGACUACCAGCUGAUUUAGCAGGCAUAGAUAACAAGCAAAUUAAUUUGUGUAAUAAGGCAGCAUUAAAGAUACUAUCCCAUAGUGAUGCACAUAUAUGGGAAAGCAGUAAACUUGUUGGUACAGGAGUAUUGGAACAAAGUCCAGAUGGUUACUUGGCUAGUCCUCUGUCCUUAAGACACAAAGUUCAAAUACUAUUAAAUACUUAUUGUAAUGAUCACAUGAAUUUCGAUGACGGUAGCUGUUGUAGUUAUGCAGAACCUGCAACUACAUUGCAAUUAUUAAGUUUAUCUGGUCUGGCUUUAUGUAUAAUAAUUGGUGGUGGAAUGUGGUUAUACAGAAAGUUUUGUCAAUAUAGAACUGAGGUAUCUUAUUUACGUGUGACUACUUCCGAAAUAGAAGAUACCGAGGAAGCAAAUACUUCUGAAGUUGUACAGAUUGAACCACCCGAAGUACAAGAUUUUCAUACUUUGAUGACAGCUUUGGCUGUUCUAUCCAUUAUUUUAGCUUAUUUUUACUUAUGUGAUAGAACCAAUUUCUUCAUGAAAGAAAAUAAAUACUACAGCGAAUUUAGUUUUUGGUUACCGCUUGGUUAUAUACUGGCUCUUGGAUUAUUUUUCACUGAAGACAGAGAAAGAGGGCCAAGGACCUUAAACCGAGAACAAACAGACGAAUGGAGAGGAUUAAUGCAAGCUGUAGUUUUAAUAUACCACGUUACUGGAGCUAAAAACGUUUUACCUAUUUAUAUGUACUUGAGAUUAAUAAACUCUGCGUAUUUAUUUCUUUCUGGAUAUGGACAUUUUUGUUACUUCUGGCAGACCGGUGAUGUCUCUCUAGUUAGAUUUGCUAGGGUAAUGUUCAGACUGAAUUUUUUAACAGUUUCUUUGUGUCUUUGUAUGAAUAGACCAUACCAGUUUUAUCAUUUUGUUCCAUUGGUUUCAUUUUGGUUUUUAGUCAUCUAUAUUUUGGCAUGGCUACCACCAAGAAUAUAUUCUGGUAGCCUUACUGAAUAUGGUCCAAGAGCUUUACUCUAUCUUGCUUUGAAACUUUUAGGUCUUGUAUCAAUGAUUACUAUACUUUAUGUCUCAGAGGUGUUCUUUGAAAAAGUUUUUGUAACAAGACCUUGGAAAGCACUAUUUGUAACAACCGAUGAUGAUAUACGUGAAUGGUGGUCACGUUGGAGAGUAGACAGAUACAGUGUGGCAUGGGGUGUAACUUUUGGAGCUGGUCUUGUUGCUUUGCAAAGGAUAGAUCACAUUCCUGGAACUGCAUUGUCUUCUGUACUGGCAUUAAUUUCUCUGACUGCUUACACGACUUUCACUAUACUGUGUCAUUCGGUAUCAGAAUGCGAAGAAAUUCAUUCAUAUGUGGCAUUUAUACCGAUUAUAGGAUAUAUAGCACUUAGAAACGCAUCAUUAGCAUUACGUGGUAAACAUUCAGCUCUCUUAGCUGGGUUAGGACGAAUCAGUUUAGAAACUCUAGUCGCACAAGGCCACAUAUGGCUAGCAGCAGAUUCGCAUGGUGUGUUAGUGUUAUUGCCAAGAUUUCCAGUAUUAAAUUUAUUAGUCACAUCUUUUAUCUUUAUAUGUGCAAGUCAUGAAAUACAUCGAUUAACUCGGAUUCUGGCCCCAUAUGCAGUACCCAAUGAUUGGAGACUGGUUGCGCGUAACUUGUUAUUAUUUAUUGCAGUUCUUGUACCAAUAGGUAUUCAUGAUGGAAUGUUCUGAAUGCAACAUUUUUACAAAAAUUUUUUGCAUAAUAUAUGUACAUAUUAUAUACAAUAAGCACAUAA
Molecule: messenger RNA, 3114 nt
Organism: Megalopta genalis
Lineage: Eukaryota; Metazoa; Arthropoda; Insecta; Hymenoptera; Halictidae
Product: N-acetylneuraminate (7)9-O-acetyltransferase
Source: RefSeq, a predicted model, not a curated record